CCGGAUGCUGCCUGAGCUGUUUUGGCUGUUUUUCUUCGCCGGCGAUGAAGGCUCUGCCUUGAAGAUGGACAUGAUCUGUUUUUUAUUCCUGUCUCUGGUGCCGGUGUACAGCGGGGGACAAGGGGUGUACGCUCCUGCUCAGGCUCAAAUCAUCCAUGCUGGGCAAGCAUGCGUGGUGAAGGAAGAUAACAUCAGUGAGCGUGUUUACACAAUUCGGGAGGGGGACACGCUGGUCCUGCAGUGCCUGGUCACAGGACACCCCCGGCCACAGGUGAGAUGGACCAAAACCGCUGGCAGCGCGUCGGACAAAUUCCAAGAGACGUCAGUGCUUAACGAGACCCUUCGGAUUGAGAAGAUCCAAAGGCUGCAGGGGGGCCGCUAUUACUGUAAAGCAGAAAAUGGGGUUGGGGUCCCUGCCAUCAAGUCCAUUCGAGUAGAUGUGCAGUAUCUAGAUGAACCUGUUCUCACCGUUCACCAGACCAUCAGUGAUGUACGGGGCAGCUUCUACCAGGAGAAGACCGUCUUCCUCCGCUGCACGGUCAACUCCAACCCGCCAGCUCGCUUCAUCUGGAAACGGGGAGCUGAGACACUUUCUCACAGUCAGGACAAUGGUGUGGACAUCUACGAGCCCCUCUACACACAGGGUGAAACCAAAGUCCUGAAGCUGAAGAACCUUCGACCUCAGGAUUAUGCCAGCUACACGUGCCAGGUGUCUGUCCGCAAUGUCUGCAGUAUUCCUGACAAAUCCAUCACCUUCCAGCUCACAAACACCACAGCCCCACCUGCUCUGAAGCUGUCUGUCAAUGAGACUCUGGUGGUCAACCCUGGUGACAACAUCACUAUGCAGUGCUCUCUGACGGGCGGUGACCCGACCCCAGAAGUGGUUUGGUCCCACUCUCCUGGCCCAAUGCCUCCCAACAGCCUUGUGCAAGGAGGCAACCUCACCAUCUGGAGGAUCCGCGUGGAGGACUCCGGCUACUACAACUGCACGGCCAUCAACAACGUGGGGAACCCAGCAAAGAAGAUUGUGAACCUGCUGGUGCGGUCCAUGAAGAAUGCCACAUUCCAAAUCACUCCUGACGUGAUCAAAGAGAGCGAGACCAUCCAGUUAGGCCAGGACUUGAAGCUCUCAUGCCAUGUAGAUGCUGUCCCCCAGGAGAAGGUUGUCUACUCGUGGUACAAGAAUGGAAAACCAGCCAGGUUCUCAGACCGGUUGCUCAUCACCCGCAAUGACCCCGAGCUCCCUCCUGUGACCUGCAGCUUGGAGAUUAUUGACCUGAGAUUCAGUGACUAUGGCACCUACCUGUGCGUGGCUACCUUCCAGGGAGCACCUAUUCCUGACCUCAGUGUGGAGGUGAACAUCUCCUCAGAGACAGUGCCACCAACAAUAAGUGUGCCUAAGGGUCAGUCUGCCAUCACUGUGCGGGAAGGCUCCAGGGCAGAGCUGCAGUGCGAGGUUCGAGGAAAGCCGAAGCCACCCAUCAUCUGGUCCCGGGUAGACAAGGAAGCCCCCAUGCCUUCAGGGACAAUGACAAUGGAGACAUACGAUGGGAAGCUGCACCUGGAGAGUGUGAGCCGAGAAAUGAGCGGGACCUAUAAGUGUCAGACAGCCAGGUACAAUGGAUUUAACAUCAGACCCCGGGAAGCCCUGGUGCAGCUCAACGUGCAGUUCCCCCCCGUGGUGGAGCCGGCCUUCCAGGACGUACGGCAGGGCAUGGGGCACGGCGUCACCCUGCGCUGCACCAUGCUCAAGGGCAGCCCCAUGAAGGUGGCCACCUCCGUCUGGCGCUUCAACGGGAGCCUCCUGGCGCAGCCCCUGGCAGAGCAGCAGGACUACUCGGAGCUCAAGGUGGACAGUGUCAGCCGGGAGACCAGUGGGAGCUAUGAGUGCAGCAUCUCCAACGAUGUGGGGGUCUCCGCCUGCCUCUUCCAGGUGUCUGCAAAAGCUUAUAGCCCAGAGUUUUACUAUGACACUCCCAACCCCACCUUGAGCCAGAAGCAAUCCAAGAAUUACUCUUACGUCUUGCAGUGGACCCAGAAGGAGCCUGAUGCUGUGGAUCCCAUCCUCAAGUACCGCCUGGAAGUCCGGCAGCUGUCUCAGAGAAACACCAUCCAAACCUUCAUUCCUGUGAAGAAAAUGGAGAAAGGCCUGCUGCUGGAGCACAUCUUACCCAACCUGAAAGUGCCUCAGAGCUAUGAAGUUCGCCUGACGCCCAUCACCAGCUUUGGGGCUGGAGACAUGGCCACCCGCAUCAUCCGGUACAUGGAACCAAUCAACUAUCCUAAUCCAACAGAUAACACCUGCCGCUUUGAGGACGAGAAGAUCUGCGGCUUCGUGCAGGACAAGAUGGACAACUUUGACUGGACGCGGCAGAACGCCCUGACGCAGAACCCCAAGCGCACCGUCAACACGGGGCCCCCCACGGACAUCAGCGGCACGCCGGAGGGUUAUUACAUGUUCAUCGAGGCGUCCCGGCCCCGUGUGACAGGAGACAAAGCCCGGCUCAUCAGCCCCCUGUACAAUAUCACUGCCAAGUAUUACUGCGUCUCCUUCUACUACCACAUGUACGGGAAGCACAUUGGCUCCCUGAACCUGCUGGUCCGCGUGCGGAACAAGCGAGCCAUCGACACCCAGGUCUGGUCCCUCAGUGGGAAUCGGGGCAACGUGUGGCAGCAAGCACAUGUGCCCAUCAACCCCCCUGGGCCCUUCCAGAUCAUCUUUGAAGGUGUGCGGGGCACAAGCUACGAGGGGGACAUUGCCAUCGAUGAUGUCACUCUGAAGAAGGGAGACUGCCCAAGGAAGCCAAUUGGACCGAAUAAGGCUGUUGCUCUUCCAGGAAGUGGUGUCCCAGCCCUGCACAGCCCUUGGCUUUGUGGCCCAUUGACUUUCUUCCUUUACGUGCUGCUCAGAUGAUGGCAAGCGAGCGCUCCUGUCUUCGGACCAAGACAUUCCUGCUCCUUUCCUACUCAGCCACCUCUGCUCCUCUUCCUCCCCUCCUCACUGGCACACCAAAGUGUCCAUAUGUUACCAAAGACUGACAGGCAUGACCAUGCAAAGGGAUCUGGUUCAGAACUGGAGCACUCCUUGAGAAAGUCAUAAUGUCUAGAACAAAAUUUAAAAAUAAAGACAAAACUUUUUUUAAAAAGCACGUGCACGAGAGACAGUGAGAGAGAGAGAGGAAGGAAAGAAACACAUGGAGAAAAGAAGGAAUGAAACACAAAAAAAUGGGAAUGAAGAAAUGUGAAGAGCAAAUGAAAGAAGAAAAAAAACACACCCAUGUUUCCUUGGGAAUGUCGAACAGGGCUUCCUCAGGGAAGUGCAAACUUGUUUUAAACAAACAAACAAAAAUAUAUUAAAGCACAAAUUUCUACCAGAACAGUUACCUUCUUUGCUGCAGAGCCCACAGCUUAGUGGAUGAUACCCUGCAGUACUCCCCUUGUCUCCUCAUGCUUUCCCACUGGCUGGGGCUGCCCCGCUCCGGCUUCAGCUCCCUGCAGUAGCACCGGCCUUGUCUGUGGGGCAGCAGCCGCCCGGCAUGCCGGCGGCCGGAGCGCCUUUCCUCGCACCGCAUGUGCUUCAGUGUCUCCAUCCAUCCACGUCUCCCAGGCUCUCAUGUACUUAAUUGCCCCCGGUGUGGUUUGCUUUGGCCUUUCCCCACAGCUCUGUGCUUCUCCUCAUGCCCUGCCCUGAAGAAGAUGGAGCAAGGAAGGGACCGAUGACAUGGACCACGCUGAGUGGUGCAGUCCUGUCUGGAUCCAGCUGCAGCACGGGCCUCCAAGAGCCUCUUUCUGUCUCUCAGCACUCUUGCUGGAUAGGGAUCAGGUCUGAGCUGCAGACAGAAAAUCUGGUCUCUCUGGGGUUGAGGGGUGGAGUGUGAUGGGAUGGAACUGGAAGGGUGGAGCAGUUGCACAUUGGCUUCCCCUGUGAAUAUUGGGAUGGCAGCUGCCUCAGCCCUAAACCCACAAUUGCUUCUCUGCCUGUAUUUUGUUACCUAUUUAUUUUGUUUUUUAUUCCAUUACUUCCUCCACCUCAAGUUUUCUGGAUUAUGGGAAGAGUCAGGCAUUUAAAUGUUCUUUAUCCAGGCAGCAAGUCCUCUGCUCAUGACCCAGCCCCUGGGCUGGCAGUUCAGGCAGUUCCAGUGCUGCCCUCUCACCUCCCAAGGCCUUUUACAUGCACAGUGCAUUCACUACAGUGUGGGCAAAUGGUGGCAACAGCAUCACGGCUCAGGGCUGAGGUUGCUGAGUUUUGUCAGCACAUGCAGCCACACAGGCACUCAAUUUCCACUGCCAGGGCAGUGGGCAGAGAAGCUGAAAGGUGGAAGAGGCAAGAAGCUGCUCCAAGAAGGAUGCAGGCAGGAAGUUGGCCUGAAAGAGGGGCUUGUGCUGAGCUAUGGUGUUGCUUGCCACUGAGGAACAAGGGAGCAGGGAUGGGGGAAAUUCACCUUAUUCUUGACGAUAUCAUGAGUGGGUGAAGCUGCUGUUUCUCUCUGCUGCAGACCUGUAGCAGGUCUGGCCCGACCUCCUCAAGGUGGAGGCACAUGCUGCUCCAGAUGAACUUCCAGAAGGAUUUGCCCUGCACCAGCCAAACAGGAGCUGUGAUAGUGUUGUUGCAUCUGGAGGCAGCUCUGUCAUGACUUACCUCCCUGCACAGGACAGAGUUAGCCCCACAAGGCUGUGAACUGGGGUUUACUAGCCCACACUCGCAAUUAAUUAAGUGUGACUCUUCCUCCUAAGGAAUACCCCAUCCAAAAUCCUUAUCUGGAGCACCACAGAUAAGAUAGCUGUUUCACUGAAGACCCAGUACCCAUGGCACCUUACCCCUUUCUGAUUAAUAUAUCAGCUUCUCGAAGACAGCCAUGUUUGUCUGAAAUCACCUGAAUGCAUUAGCUGCCUCCUGCAUUGCUCAGCUUCCCACCAUGGCUGGGGCCUCAUUGCCUUCACUGAUGGAGGGGGAAAGCUCUUAACUCCCAGCAGAUCCAGCCACCAUCAGAGAGAGAAAGGAUGUCAGCUCUGAGGGACAAGGGGACCUUCUUCAUAGGAGGCCUUGCAAGACAGUGGGAGGGCAUGAUACAGGUCUCCCCAGCUCAUUCUGCUUUUCUCCAUUUCCAGGAAUUGAGACUGUGUCUUUUCUGUCUCCACUCCUCCCUGCAGAGCCCAGACCUCAAUCACAGUGCACAUUUGACCAGGAAAGCCAAGGCUGUUGCCCAGGGCCAGGCAGUGUCAUGGGAUGCAGUGGGUGCCAACAGCAGUUCUGUGUCUUGCUGUCUGUUGCCAUUUUCAUGGGCAGCCGGGGCUGCCUUUUUAGGCUGAGCUCUUUCAGCCCUGUGCUCUUCUUUUCCUCUGUGCUUGUUGGAGGUCAGAAGUCAUCACCCUGCUCCUGGUAAGAGUCCAUUUUCACUCCUAGGAGAGAGACUGUGCUUUCCAGGGGCACUUGGGAGCUUCACAAUGGCUCCUGAUCUGCCAGCAGCAAAACAUUUGUGUUGCAUUGCUGGUUGCAGGAGGCUUCUGCUGGGCAGGAGGUGGAGACAGGAGUGCUUCCCCAUUGGCAAGAGAUAGCCCAGGGCAACCAUCUCACCUUCUGAGCUCUGAGGUAGAGGCCUUGAGAGUUUGCUUCUACAGACUGCUCAGCCCAGGUUGCACAAGCACCCAGGUUUUGCUGGUGUUUAGUGGGCAUCAGAGGUGCUGUGGGGCUGGGGAGGUGCAGCCUGAAGGUUCAGGGUGAUGGACAAAGCAUUCCCCAUGAGGCAAGUAUCAGCAAAAGGGCACCACACUUUUAGAAAGGGAUGCCUGCAGGGAGAGAGUCCAUGCCCUGUUGCCAGCCCCUGCAAGGAAAGAUGUAAGAGCCUCACCACACCAAUCCAUGGCACAGGGGGCAAGAAGCCCUUUGGUGGCUGUAGGUGCAGGGCAGAGCAAGGAGGUUGUCCCAGCCAGAGGUGAAGCCUUCUCCUGCUGUCAGGUGAACUUCAGCUUCAGUAAAAGUCUCAGGAAGCCCCUUCCCACUUUGACCUCUGCUCUUUGAUCUCUGGCUAGAAAGCAGCUGGUGGUGAGCUUGGGGAAGAGUCAUUAACCCAAGUGCCCCUGCUUCUCAGAAGUACUGAGGACAACAGGAGAGACUUCAUUUCCCUGGCAGAUGUGCUGAGAGAUGGUAUCAGGGGAAAGAGGCACUUCAGCAGCAAGGAUGGGAAGCUGUGCAGUGAUGGGGUGGAAGGUAGGCAGGGUCCCUCUUCUUUGAGGGUAGUGGUACUUGUGGUUUACUACCCCCAAGCUUGAGAGGCAAGUCUCCUUGUGGAGGUAAUGCAUUCCUGGUGAGAUGUAAAGCCAUGCUCCUUACCCCUUCCAAUUAAAGAUCCUUUCACAUUUUUCACACUGUUCUGGCUAAAUUACAGUCCUUAAGCUUAAUUACUGUCUGUCUUCUUAAAUAUCUGUUGCAGUCCCAAUGUUAUGUUUCUCUUCCUGAUGUUUUAUGUUGCUCUGUGCCUAUGAAGUAGCUGCUUUAUUCCACUCCAGAAGUGGCUGCAUUUCAGCAAUGGUGGAUAUUAUUCCUGUAUAUAGUAUGAAAGUCCCUGCAGAAGAAAAGUGCAAUAUAAAUUUAAGAGACUGCUUUUAUUUACAAGGAGACCUCUGCUUGGUAGUUGUAGAAAUACAUUAGGAAGAAUGCUGUGUGGGUGUUAGCCGAUAUAUACUCAAUUUCUUUUUUUUUCAGGGUGUAGAACAGAAAAUAUGUGAGUGUGCAGGCUCCUGGGUAUAAGUUGUAGAUAUUAGAAGUAGUGAAUGCUGCUGUGUGGUUACAAGUGGGGCUUACAAAGAAACUUACAUUUUAAACCUCUUUUUGUAGUUGUUCAUCGUCUUCUGAAAAAUAUACUUUUUAGUUUUAAUUUUCUACAGUUCAGUGCAAGUCCAAAUAGCAGGUCAUCAACAGAACUUUAAUCCAUGGCUUUUAACAAUAUGAACAUCAAUUCCUGCUGCUUGCCCUGAAAUGCAGUUCCUGGCUGGUAAUAAUAAUAGACUAUUUUUCUUCCACAAAGAUCAGCCACUGGAAAGUGAUGGACCUAAUAUGUUCCAUUUGAUCUGGAGUUAAGUAAUUAGGAACACCUGAGUGCAACUCUUCCCAGCUGUAUGAGAGUGAAAAAUUGUUUCAUGUAUAUGAAAAACUUUGCAUAGUGCACAAAUGGUUUGGGAACUGCUUGUGGGUCCCUUUCAGCUCAGCAUAUUCUGGGAUUCUGUGAUUGGCAGGCGUGCAGAGCUGCUCCAGCAGAGCUGCACAGUGUGCUGCCUGGAGAACAGCUGUAGCAACAGUGAUAGGGAGCCCUUCUUCUGGGAACUGGUUUUCUUCUGGAAAGAAAUAUGGCAGCAAUCAGGGAAAAAUUAGGGGUGGGGGGGGAGCUUCAGAUAUUUAAGCUGGUAAUUUUUUUGCAAAAAUAAUUUAGAGAUAUGAGAAUGAGUUUAGUAAACAUGAUACAAAUCGUAUUUUAUUCCCUAUUGCUAUCCAAAGUAUUGAAAUUUAAUUUCUAUCUAUACGAAAUCCUUUGGGUGCACUACUCCAGAAUUACAAAAAAUUUGCUUUACUACCAAAGGGAGAGCAGAGGCUGGAUUUCUCCUCCUCAGCCUGUUCCUGUCACUCUGUGCCAAGAAGGGCCCGGCUUUUGGGUUGGUGCCGGGUGCUUCUCAGCCUGGGGGGGACAGUCACUGGUGCUGGUGGGAGAAGCAUCCCUCCACCACAGCCCUGAGCCUUGUCUCCAGCAUGAAGUCGUCCCAUCAAGGUGCUGUCAGGAGCAAGGCCUGCUCCCCAUUAGCUCUCAGCGAGGCUGAGGCAGGGAAUUUUAUCUAUGGGAAUUGCCCGGGGGUCCUCAUGCUGCCCCAGGCAGGGACAGGCAAAGGAACCAGGGCAUUUUCCCUCCUCCAUGGAGUAAAUGGUGUUACCUCCUCCCACUUGGAGAGACAAACCUUUUUGUUAAAUCAGAGAGCUCAGGAAGCUGCUGCUGCUUCAGGAUGUUGCUGUUUUAGUCACCUUUGUCUGUCAGCACCACGCAGAUAUCCGUUUUUCUCUGGAAAUGCUGCAGCACUCCUUUCCUCCUGGGUGCCUUUGGGUGUCCUAGCAGUGGCACAGAGGAACAUAUCUGUGGCAUAUCACUGGAGCCUAUCACAUGGGCUCUGUGCCUCGAGCUGGGCGUGGUGGGACACGGUGCCAGUGCCCCUGCUAUGCCCAGCUCUGGCACCCAGGGAGAAGGACCCUGCUUUGCAAUGAUGACAAGCAGUUGCAUUGUGAGUAUUUCUUGUGCAAAGGAUAGGCCUCCUGGCACUCCUAGCUUUGGGAAAGGCCUCUCUUUAAACUGCCCUGGUAUGUUGUCUUUUCCAGGCUGCCCUCAAUGGGGGUGCACCCCUGUUCAUAACAACAAGUGUGCAACAGCAGGACCCUCUGCAGGCUGUUGCCUUAAUUUGUAUUUGCUUUAGCCCAACUGAUAGCUGCUCAUCCUGAGACAAAAGGCUUUUACAGAAGAAAAGUCCUGGAGAGCUGUGGAUAUUGCAUUUUAACCUGAUCAAAUGGUAAUAACUGGCAGCUGUUGGUUUCCAGCAGGGAGCUGAAAGGCCUUGGUACAUCCAGCAUCCCAAAUGAUGGCUGUGGUCCAUAGGUGUUUUCAGUUCUUCCCUUGGGAUUAAGGCACAUGUUGGUUUGGCUGACCAUCUGCCAUCACCCAGCCCACCACAGGGGAUUUUGGGGUCUUCUGAUGGUUACUUAUAGUUUGGUAUGGUCAUGUCAGACCACUUGUGCCCUGGAGGCUUUAAACACCCCAAGGAGCACUGUGGGACAGCCCAGGGCCACUUUUGACCAACCCACCAUUCCAGAGAGGGAGAGGAUGCAACUUGCAGGCAACUGCCAUCUGCAGGACAACCUCUUGGCCAUGGAAAAGCAGUGCCAUCCCACUCCAUUUUGUCUGAGAUGUGUGUUUCACACCCAGACCCUGGGCUGUGAUUCAGGUGCAUGCUCAGUGGCUCUGCUGUCGGGCAUCCUUUCUGAAAGAGAGAGAGACCUCCAGAGACAGCAAAGUCAGCAGGACUUACUGUGUCCCUGUGCUGCAGGGAAUGGGGCUUGGUCCAGAUCACCUGGAUCUGCUCUGGCACCUUCUCCAUCUUGCUCCCUGCAGCCCUGGCAAAGCCUGAGGUGCUGGUGGGGCUGCCUGGAUGGUGGUGGUGGAGCAGGAGCACUUCAGGGCAUGUGUUGGUUCCAUCAGGGACCUAGUGUGGGUCAUGUCCUGGCUUCGUCAGAGCACAGGAGGCUCACAAACAGUCCCAUGCAUGGCUGAAAGGAUGGAACAGAACUUGUCUGUGUUCUCUGGAAGAGGAGAGGGGAAAGAUGAGCUCCACAGUGCACUGUCCCUUGUUUCACUGAGGGCAGGCAGCAGGCUCUGACCUGAGGCUGCUCAGAUGCUGGGCAAGGAGACUAAAGAAAAUCCUGAGACCAGAUUUCCCAGUAAAAUGCACUAGUAAAAUGCUCCAGAUCCUCAGCACAUGAAGAAGCCAGGCAAGCCACUGUCCUCCCACGGGUGAUCACUGAGGAAAGCUGCAAAGGGCUGGUCCCACCUUGUGAGCACUGUCCUUCCCUCUGCUGCCUUUCUGGUGAGGGUUUUCCAGCAUGGGACAGAGAACAAGGGAAAGGGAGAGAUGCUGUCUUUACUGUUGCAAAGGUAGAGCUGGGUGAUUAGAUAUUUUUGUAGAGACCUGUGCAAGUCUGUGGUAAAUCCAGGUUUUGCUGACAUUUGCUACGGCCUAUAAACAAUUUGUUCCUGUAGAAUGAGACAAAAUUUUGUGCUUCCACUAACUAUUGUUCUAAAAGGAAAUCAGGCUAUGAAUGUUUGAAUUAGAGUGGGAAUUUUUACCCCCAGGAUGGCCUAAAUUUAGUAUAAGAUAGGGCCAGCUGGACAGCUGUCAUACAGUGCCAGUCCCCAGGCAGUGCCAGUGCCCAGAGCUCAUAGUGAUGGAUGUGCCUUAUGCUGUAAUGGCUGGGCCCUUGCCUGAAGCUUUGAGCCAAGUGAAGGGUACCUGUCUGCUCUGCCAGCCAUGUGCAUCUGUCCUGUCUGCCAGCCAAGUCUGUAGGAAGAUGAAAGCCCCCCUGCUGCUGCUGCUGCUGUGAGCCAGUGGGGAUCUGCUUUGGCUGGGGAGAUGGGCUCUGGUCCUGCCGUUUUGGCAGUGAAGUGGCUUCCAGUUGUGUAAAGCCCAGCUGUUACAACAGAAAGAUGCUCCAGGAUCUUCAGAAGUUCCACAACUACAGCAAGCCUCAAUUCAUCAGCAAAGGCAGGUCCUGGGUAGGGGCUGGAACCUGCCAGAUGUCAGCAGUCCUGCUCGGCCGCUGAGUGAGCUGCACCUCCUUUGUUCUCAGCAUUCCAGCAGCUCAAGGCUGAGCCCAAACUAGCCAAGAGCAAGUGCAACCCCUCUUCCUCUUCUGCAUUGCAGCCUCUGCAGGCAGGCACCAACAGGUUUUCUUUUGGUGACCCUGAUAAGCAAUGGGGUGCUGAGAUGAAGCUGUUCCCAGGUGUUUCUUGCACUGUAGGUCUGGCGCUGGUAAGGUGUUUAUCUUAGCAGCUUGUAGAGGAAUCAAAGCUAAAAGCUGAGGGGUGGGUGUGUUGCAACUGCCAGAAAUGCAGCAGGGAGGAGAGAGGGCCCCUUUUACUGGUGGAGUCCCCACCUUUCCCUUCCCCACAGUCCAUGUUCUAGCUCAGAGUACCUUCAAAGGUGGGGCAUUUGGUAUAUUGUGUCUCACUGGGCCUUGUUCUCAAGAACCAACUGUGGGUGUGAGUAAACAGAGUGACAGCCAUGCUGUAGCAGCAUGGUCCGCUCAGGCAGCACCUAGAUUGUGCUGAGAGGAGAAUAUAGAUACCAUUCUGUCUAUGAAAUGCCACAGGCAUUGACGGGACUUGUGUUUGGUCUUUUGUAUGGGUGGCAGCACGUACCACACAGGGACUGAGCAAGGGACUGGUGAGCACUAGACAUUUCCCUGGGAAAAUUCAGAUGCUGAUGAGGAAAGGUAUUUACAGACUUGGAGCAAAGAAGCUUUCCUAUGCAUGUAGCAUCCUGAGACAAGAAGGCUCUCUCAGAGUUUGCUGGAGGUGACCUUUUCCUCUUGUCAAACUUUGUUCGUCUCGGCUGCCCAUCCCCAGCUUCUCAGCACAUUUAUGUAAUUGUUAGUGUUAAAGCUGGGUAAAGUGUCAGUGCUUUCAAAUAGAUGAGUUUGGCCUGUUUUCCAGUUUUUGGGAUCUUCUAGAUGUACCAUCUCAUUCCACAGCAGGGGGUUCCACAGCAUGCGUUCAUCUCAAGACAUUCCCUAAAAGCUGUGAAUGCUGCAGAUACAUGGUUCUUCUUUGUGGUUUUAGUCACAGCCCUUGCCUGACAGCAUGGAGACAAUCUCUAAUCUCUAGAUGGAAUGGGAACUUUAGUGCCAGCAUGGUUUUGCUUGGGUCCUUUUCCCCAGUCAGAACCAUCCUGCCUGUAUCACAAUACGCACAGCAGAGGAAAGGGGCCAUCAUCCAAGAUACAACUGUCUCAUGGGGAAACAACUGUGGCAUCUGCCUUUGGCCAGAAGUGAGCAUCAGACAGCGAUUUCCACACUCUUUCUCACUCCAUCCCCCUGCUCCUUACUUACCCUCACUGAGUGUUUCAUUUCCAGCCUGGAGAGACAGCAGCAGACUUCAUCCCUGGAUCCCAUUGAAGGGGAUCACACCAAAAUCCCGUCCUCUACUUCUGGGGUGCAGGGAGAACCAGCUCAGGCCAAACAGUGAGCCACUUCAGUGGGAUCUAGUUCCAGUGGGACUGCAUCACCUCACACGUCCAGGUCACCAAGGCCAGUAGGAAAGUGUUGGUUGACCUGACAGAAGUGUUUGGAAACAGCCCCAAAUGGAGUGACAAAGUCCAUGUGUGUGGGGAUACUGUGGAGGAGGGAGGGGGGUCCUCUGGUGUCUCUUGGGUUUUUUGCUAUCAGUGUCCUAGGUGAGGAUCCUGGGACAGAGCCUCAUCUCCACCCACCUCCCUCAUUGCCACCAUGUCUUGUCCCAUCCCCACUCCACAUCCCAUAGAGUGCCAUCGCCACCACUGAGUGGAGCUGGGACCCUCUUGCCACCAUGAUGCCAAGCUGUCCACAUCGUUAAAAGCACAAAAGACAAAGGGACUGAACUGAACCUUUUAAACAGGGUGAGAUGUUUUAUAAGCAUUGCCUCAUCUACCACCUCCCCCCAGCCCCAGUGCACCCGCCGUGUAACCUACAGACUCUCAGCGUGGAUUGUUUCAUUCAAAUAAAGCUGCAGUACUCGA
This is a messenger RNA of Haemorhous mexicanus (house finch), 12300 nucleotides long. RefSeq names its product MAM domain containing glycosylphosphatidylinositol anchor 1 (gene MDGA1). Gene Ontology annotation, molecular function: protein binding; axon guidance receptor activity. The coding region runs from base 5 to 2914 and encodes 969 amino acids. Gene Ontology annotation, cellular component: neuronal cell body; plasma membrane; axon. The record is from RefSeq and is a predicted model, not a curated record. Gene Ontology annotation, biological process: homophilic cell-cell adhesion; synapse organization. NCBI's taxonomy places the organism in Eukaryota, Metazoa, Chordata, Aves, Passeriformes, Fringillidae. The transcript has 17 exons.